Messenger RNA from Castor canadensis (American beaver), 2599 nucleotides. The record is from RefSeq and is a predicted model, not a curated record. NCBI's taxonomy places the organism in Eukaryota, Metazoa, Chordata, Mammalia, Rodentia, Castoridae.
AGAAGGACACAAGGAAGCUUUGUGAGAACUCAGUUCACAAUGUUAUCUCUGACAGUUAUGGUACUUUAAGAGUUUCCUUUCUUUUUUUCUUUUCUUAUUUCUGUUCCUUUCCCUUUGAGAGUUGAAAUUGAAGUCAAGUUGUUCAUAAAGAAUGUAUGAAGCUUCUCAACUUGAAACAGACCAUCAUGCAGACAUCAGAGACUGGGUCGGACACAGGUUCGACUGUGACUUUACAGACAUCUGUGGCUAGUCAAGCAGCAGUGCCUACACAAGUGGUACAGCAAGUACCAGUACAACAACAGGUACAGCAGGUACAGACUGUGCAGCAAGUACAACAUGUCUAUCCAGCUCAGGUGCAGUAUGUGGAAGGAAGCGAUACUGUCUAUACCAACGGAGCAAUCCGAACAACAACUUAUCCUUACACAGAAACACAGAUGUACAGCCAAAACACUGGAGGGAAUUACUUUGAUACUCAAGGGAGUUCCGCACAGGUGACAACCGUGGUUUCCUCCCAUAGUAUGGUGGGCACUGGUGGAAUUCAGAUGGGCGUCACAGGGGGACAAAUCAUCAGCAACUCUGGAGGAGCCUAUCUGAUCGGCAAUUCCAUGGAGAAUUCUGGGCAUUCAGUGACACACACAACUCGGGCCUCCCCAGCGACAAUUGAAAUGGCGAUUGAGACGCUGCAAAAGUCUGACGGUCUGUCCACUCACAGAAGCUCUCUUCUCAACAGCCAUCUCCAGUGGCUAUUGGACAAUUAUGAGACAGCAGAAGGAGUGAGCCUUCCCAGAAGCACUCUGUACAACCACUACCUUCGACACUGUCAGGAACACAAACUGGACCCAGUCAAUGCUGCCUCUUUUGGAAAACUAAUAAGGUCAAUUUUUAUGGGGCUACGAACCAGGAGAUUAGGCACUAGAGGAAACUCCAAAUACCACUACUAUGGGAUUCGCGUGAAGCCAGAUUCCCCUCUUAAUCGUCCAGAAGAUAUGCAGUAUAUGGCUAUGAGACAGCAACCCAUGCAACAGAAACAAAGGUACAAGCCUAUGCAGAAAGUGGAUGGGGUUGCAGAUGGUUUCACGGGAAGUGGUCCGCAGACAGGCACAUCAGUUGAGCAAACUGUAAUUGCCCAAAGUCAACAUCAUCAACAGUUUUUAGAUGCAUCUCGAGCACUUCCAGAGUUUGGAGAAGUUGAAAUCUCUUCUCUGCCAGAUGGUACUACCUUUGAGGAUAUCAAGUCACUGCAGAGUCUUUAUCGCGAGCACUGUGAGGCAAUAUUGGACGUUGUUGUGAAUCUUCAAUUUAGCCUGAUAGAAAAAUUGUGGCAAACAUUCUGGCGCUAUUCUCCCUCUACUCCAACUGACGGCACUACCAUUACUGAAUCAAGCAAUCUGAGUGAAAUAGAAAGUCGACUUCCGAAAGCAAAGCUGAUAACUCUGUGCAAACAUGAGUCUAUCCUGAAAUGGAUGUGUAACUGUGACCAUGGGAUGUACCAGGCUUUGGUGGAGAUUCUCAUCCCCGACGUCCUUAGACCUAUUCCUAGUGCCUUGACCCAAGCCAUUCGAAAUUUUGCAAAAAGCCUUGAAGGUUGGCUUUCCAAUGCCAUGAACAAUAUUCCACAGAGAAUGAUACAAACCAAGGUUGCUGCUGUAAGUGCCUUUGCCCAGACUCUGCGAAGAUAUACAUCACUCAAUCACCUGGCCCAGGCGGCUCGAGCAGUGCUUCAGAACACUUCUCAGAUCAACCAGAUGCUCAAUGACCUCAACCGUGUUGACUUUGCCAAUGUCCAGGAGCAGGCUUCCUGGGUGUGCCAGUGUGAUGACAACAUGGUUCAGAGACUAGAAACAGAUUUCAAAAUGACCCUUCAGCAGCAGAGCACGCUGGAGCAGUGGGCUGCAUGGCUGGACAACGUAAUGAUGCAAGCACUGAAACCCUAUGAAGGAAGACCCAGUUUUCCUAAAGCUGCCAGACAGUUUCUGCUAAAAUGGUCUUUUUACAGCUCAAUGGUUAUUCGGGACUUAACUUUGCGUAGUGCUGCUAGCUUUGGUUCCUUCCACCUGAUCCGUCUGCUGUAUGAUGAGUAUAUGUUCUACUUAGUAGAACAUCGUGUUGCUCAAGCAACAGGAGAGACACCAAUAGCAGUCAUGGGAGAGUUUGGUGAUUUAAAUGCAGUGUCUCCUAGCAAUCUGGAUAAAGAUGAAGGCAGUGAAGUAGAAAGUGAAAUGGAUGAAGAACUGGAUGACUCUUCGGAGCCUCAAGCCAAAAGAGAGAAAACAGAGCUGAGCCAGGCAUUCCCGGUGGGCUGUAUGCAGCCUGUCCUUGAGAGCGGUGUGCAACCAAGCCUCCUGAACCCAAUCCACAGUGAGCACAUCGUCACAAGUACUCAGACUAUCAGACAGUGCAGUGCUACAGGAAACACCUACACUGCAGUCUAAAGAAUAUUAAAGCAUAUUUUUCCAGCUUACAUUAACCCUGUUGAUAUUGGGCUUACAUUGAAAAUUUAAUAAGCCUGAAGGUCGACUGUUGUCAAAUUUUAUCUGUGCUGAACAUUACCUUUUUGGAGUUGUGAAAUGGAAUGGAUAUGUAUUUUGCCAGGUCUUUU